UCAGCAAACACUUAAGGCCACAGUUCAUUCCCCUCCGUACAUUUACACAACGAUGGAGGGAUUUAUGUUUUCGCCGUACAACUUUAGUGGAUAUCCGGGCUGCGGUCCUAUUCUUCAUGGAAACCCGAAGCUCAAACCCUAUAACUUUGCAAAGAAAGGCGGCCUGUAUAUGACGCCGGAUGCCCUCGACUAUCUGGAUAUGUGCAAACGGGUUCAGCUAAAGGCCAUUCUGUCGCAGGUGAACCCCGGCCUCAUACCUCGUCACAGGACCGCUAAUACGAAGGAGUUCGGCGUUCAAGUCAACGCAAAGGUUGAUGCCAUAAUUCAGUGUUCUCUUGGACCCAAAACGCUUUUUUACCGGGAGCGGCAAAUUACUGAGUUUAGGUCGCCAGUUAAGCCGGCUCCAUUGACCCCAAACGGAAAAAAUAUUCCGAGCACGCCGGUGAACAACGUGCGCUUUUCACGACCACUCGCCAUCUACUCUCCCGUGUUUGAUCGGAGAUUUCUCACGAAAUCGAUGAAAUCGAACAAUGACAGUGCAAACCACGAAGGCGGUGAGGACGUUAGUCGCGGUAGUGAUGAAGAAGAGGCCGAAGCCGAUCAAACUAUUGAGCACGAGGGCGUUCCGGAGGAGCAGCGAAAGGAUGUCAGUAAACCCCAGCACCCGGAAUCCAAAGGAUACAACUUCCAGUUUCUGGAACAGAGGUACGGGUUCUUCCACUGCGGCAAGUGCAACAUCCGAUGGGAGAGCGCGUAUGUGUGGUGCAUCUCCGGCACCAGUAAGGUGUACUUCAAGCAGCUGUGCCGCAAGUGCCAGGAGGGGUCAAACCCAUACAGGGUGGAGGACAUCCAGUGCCAGGAGUGCUCCCAGACGCGCUGCUGCUGCGAGAGGAAACAGCGGCACAUCGAUCUGAGACGACCCCACCGCCAGGAGCUCUGCGGCCGCUGCCGGGGCAAGAGGCUGUCCUGCGACACCACCUACAGCUUCAAGUACAUCGUCUGACUUCCCAACCGGACCCCGCCCACCCCCCUGCCUGGUUGGAUGAGCCCCAGUAAGCCCCGCCUCCUUGCUCUGAACACCAGCCAAUGGUUUGACGAGGAGGAGGAGGGGGUGGUGGCCGUCUGACGUCACACUGGGGCUUGAACGAAGCACUUCCCACGUCGUGCUCGCUGUCACUGACACGGUCAGUGGCACAAGUUGCCCCGAACGACCGAUCCAGAAUCGGUGGGUCUACCUGCAAUCCCAACCAUGAUUGAUAGGUGUGAAAUAAUGGCUUUACCUGGAUCAGUUUUUAUGGGGCAACUUUGACCCUCACUAUUUUUAUCACUUGUGUCAAUCAAUGAAGUGAAUAUUUUUGUAAGAAGUAAAUAUGAAAUAAACAUUAUUGCAGCAUUA
Osmerus eperlanus (European smelt) is the source of this 1396-nucleotide messenger RNA. It is a transcript of the gene zar1l, whose product is annotated as zygote arrest 1-like. Gene Ontology annotation, cellular component: cytoplasm. Lineage: Eukaryota; Metazoa; Chordata; Actinopteri; Osmeriformes; Osmeridae. The record is from RefSeq and is a predicted model, not a curated record. The transcript is spliced from 4 exons. Gene Ontology annotation, biological process: translation. The coding region runs from base 53 to 1003 and encodes 316 amino acids.